Messenger RNA from Brassica oleracea var. oleracea, 1472 nucleotides. RefSeq names its product FAM10 family protein At4g22670. The record is from RefSeq and is a predicted model, not a curated record. Gene Ontology annotation, molecular function: Hsp70 protein binding; protein dimerization activity. The transcript is spliced from 10 exons. Lineage: Eukaryota; Viridiplantae; Streptophyta; Magnoliopsida; Brassicales; Brassicaceae. Bases 147 to 1304 code for a protein of 385 amino acids.
GAAAGAAGAAGAAGAAGGUGCUAGAACAAUAUUUUCGAAAUCGAAACAAAAGAAAAAGACAGAGACUUUAAUCAAAACACUUGCUUCCUUCCAUACCUAAACCAAAUCACACUCUUUGUCUCCUCUCUCUCGCAGAUCGUAAAGGUAUGGAUGCGACGAAGCUUAGCGAACUCAAGCUCUUCAUCGAGCAGUGCAAGUCUGACCCUUCCCUUCUCUCUACACCUUCCCUCUCCUUCUUCCGCGACUAUCUCCACAGUCUUGGUGCUAAGAUUCCCACUGCUGGUAAUGAAGAACACAAAGACUCCAAAGCGAGGAGUUUCGUAGUGGAAGAAGAGAGUGAUGAUGAUAUGGAGGAAACUGAAGAAGAGGACGAGAUUGUUGAAUCUGAUGUGGAGCUUGAAGGAGACACUGUUGAACCUGAUAAUGAUCCUCCUCAGAAGAUGGGUGAUGCAUCAGUGGAAGUGACCGAUGAGAACCGCGAAGCUGCUCAAGAAGCUAAGGGCAAAGCCAUGGAGGCUCUCUCUGAAGGAAACUUUGAUGAAGCAAUUGAGCAUUUGACUCAGGCGAUAACGUUGAACCCUGCAUCAGCUAUUAUGUAUGGAAACAGAGCUAGUGUCUACAUUAAGCUGAAGAAGCCAAACGCUGCUAUUCGAGACGCAUACGCUGCUUUGGAGAUUAACCCUGAUUCUGCCAAGGGAUACAAGGCGCGAGGCAUGGCUCGUGCCAUGCUUGGAGAAUGGGCAGAGGCUGCAAAAGACCUUCACCUUGCGUCUACCAUAGACUAUGAUGAGGAAAUAAGCGCUGUGCUCAAGAAGGUUGAGCCAAAUGCUCAUAAGCUUGAGGAGCAUCGUAGGAAGUAUGACAGACUACGGAAGGAAAGAGAUGACAAGAAGGCUGCACGUGAUAGACAACGUCGCCGCGCUGAAGCUCAGGCUGCCUAUGAUAAAGCUAAGAAAGAAGAACAAUCAUCAUCAAGCAGACCAUCAGGAGGCGGUUUCCCAGGUGGUAUGCCCAGUGGAUUCCCCGGGGGUAUGCCUGGUGCAGGCGGUUUCCCUGGAGGUAUGCCAGGGGGAUUUCCGGAAGGAAAGCCUGGUGCAGGCGCUGGUGGUAUGCCUGGUGGUGUUGACUUUAGCAAAAUAUUGAACGAUCCUGAGCUAAUGACGGCAUUUAGUGACCCAGAAGUCAUGGCUGCUCUUCAAGAUGUGAUGAAGAACCCUGCGAAUCUAGCCAAGCAUCAGGCGAACCCGAAGGUGGCUCCAGUGAUUGCAAAGAUGAUGGGCAAGUUCGGAGGAGCACCUAAGUAAAAAAAAAAACAGAACAGCUUUUGUCUUUUGCAAUUUAUGUGGUAACUUCGUGAGAUGAGUGAUAUGUUGGGGAUCUUUUUGUAUUUUGUAUUUUCGUUGUGAGAGAAGUUUGAACAGAAACAUCACUCUUUUACAAGUUCGUUAAUAAUAUUAUCUCAUGUUCGUUUU